Messenger RNA from Stylophora pistillata, 4665 nucleotides. RefSeq lists its product as uncharacterized. Gene Ontology annotation, molecular function: protein binding. The record is from RefSeq and is a predicted model, not a curated record. Lineage: Eukaryota; Metazoa; Cnidaria; Anthozoa; Scleractinia; Pocilloporidae.
GAACUUGGCGCGAACCCACUUCUGGUUUUUAAGUGAAUUUACUUCACUCCAAGAGAGAUCAGGCUUGCUAAGAGCGUUUUUUUUCUUAAAUUGAAAGACCAUCAGCAGUAUAAAAUUUUUAUUUGCAUGACAACAGGCCACCACCACUAGCGAACUGCUGUCAUGCGAUUACGACACGGUACAGUGAGUUGUUGGUGGAGCUCUUGCUCACAAAUUUUCCAUCGAGUUGUUGACUUUGCGUACUUCUACAAGAACGACAUCUCAUAGUUUUUUGUCCCUAAGAAGCCAUUUAACGACAGCUUCCAACCCACAAUCUUCGAAUAAGAUUACCAAGAUUUAAAAAGGCAUGGUUUAUCGCCUCAGAGACUGCCACUAAAACAAAAUGGAGCUACAACCAUUUCGAGAAGAGCAGUUAAACUAUUUCAAAUUUGCCUCCAUUGCUCUCAAUGAGUUCCCAAAAGCCUUACGUCAGACGUUCAAGUCCAUGUGGGACAACAGCUUGACACAUCUUCCCGGUCAUCAAGUGUGGGAUGACUCCACUGCGGUUAGAAACUUAUUUCUUACUUCAGAGGGUGGCCCUGGCAAAACCAAAGUUCCCACAAAAGUCUCCUGUGAAGAAUGGGAUUGUACCGCGCUGUUCCAGGCCACCAUCUACGCCAAGUCCUUUGCUUUGCCCGACAGUGGAGGUCAUCACAAGACACUUGGUGAGCUGUUUGUGAAACCUCGAAAACUGGCUCAUGGAGUGUUCCAUGCAUCGAUGACCAGCCCGAGUGGAAACAAUGCUGAAACGGUUGCACUCGCGAUUGAUCAGCUUCGACUUUUAAGAAAUUCGCUUUGUCACUCACACACUUCUGAAAUUGUUAAAGCCACCUUUGACCAGUACGUGCAGCACGCUAAAGACGCAUUUAAAGCUCUUGGUGUCAAAACGGACCUUAUUGAUGGCAUAAGUGGUUUAACAGAGUCAGAAUUUCCCACAAAUGAGGUUCGUAAACUAGAAGAACGUAUCAAAGAGGAAUAUCGAGCUUAUGUAAGUUUCCUUCAACAACAGCAGCAUCAACUGGAGGGCAUCAGCUCAGGUGUGAAUGCCAUGGCCUUGAAAAUGGAAGCUAUGGCAACUAAAGACGACAUGCUGAAGAUGGUGGCAGAUGUUGUUGACCGAGAAAGGAAACGGAAAGAAAACGCUUGUUCACCAAGAAGCCUCUGGACGAACGAAAUUUCAACUGUAGUUUCACAUCUCAAGUCAGGUGAUUAUGUAUUAGCUCUUGAGUCCGCAAAGCGUGCCUUGGACAACAUAAGAAAGUUGUUUGGCGAGGAAAACUCAGACACAGCCCAAAGUUACUAUAUUUUGGGGGUCACACAGUAUUUCUUAGAUGAUUAUGCAUCAGCGCUUGAGUCUGCAAAGCGUGCCCUGGAUAUUAGGCGAAAGUUGUUCGGCGAAGAACACUCAGAUACAGCUCAAAGUUACCUUUCCUUGGGGGUCACCCAACAGUCCAUAGGUGAUUAUACAUCAGCUCUUGAGUCCAAACAGCGAGCCCUUGGCAUCAUAAGAAAGCUUCGUGGCGAGGAACACUCAGAAACAGCACAAAGUUACGAUUCUCUGGGAGCCACACAACACUCCUUAGGUGAUAAUACAUCAGCCCUUCAGUCUAAACAGCGAGCCCUUGACAACCGAAGAAAGCUGUUUGGCGAGGAACACUCAGACACAGCCAGAAGUUAUGAUUCUCUGGGGGCCACACAACAGUCCAUAGGUGAUCAUGCAUCAGCUCUUGAGUCUGCAAAGCGUGCCCUUGACAUCAGAACAAAGUUGUUUGGCGAGGAACACUCAGACACAGCCCAAAGUUACUAUUCUCUGGGGGCCACACAACAUUCCUUAGGUGAUCAUAAAUCAGCCCUUCAGUCUAAACAGCGAGCCCUUGACAUCAGAAGAAAGCUACUAGGCGAGGAACACUCAGACACAGCUCAAAGUUACGAUUCUCUUGGGGCCACACAACAUUCCCUAGGUGAUUACAUAUCAGCCCUUCAGUCUAAACAGCGAGCCCUUGCCAUUAGGAGAGAGCUGUUCGGCGAGGAACACUCACACACAGCCAGAAGUUACGAUUCUGUGGGGGCCACACAACAGUCCAUAUGUGAUCAUACAUCCGCUCUUGAGUCUUUUCAGCUUGCCCUUGACAUCAGAAGAAAGUUAUUCGGUGAAGAGUAUUCAGACACAGCUCAAAGUUACCAUUCUCUGGGGGCUACACAACAUUGCUUGGGUGAUGUUGUAUCAGCUCUUCAGUCCUUCCAGUGUGCCCUAGAUAUCACACGAAAACUGUUUGGCGAGGAACACCCAAACACAGCCCAAAGUUACGAUUCUCUGGGGUCCACACAACAUUCCCUGGGUGAUUAUACACAAGCCCUUCAGUCUAAACAGCGAGCCCUUGACAACAGGAGAAAGUUGUUUGGCGAGGAACACUCAGACACAGCCCAAAGUUACGAUUCUCUGGCGGUCACACAACAUUCCUUAGGUGAUCAUACAUCAGCCCUUCAGUCUAAACAGCGAGCCCUUGACAUCAGAAGAAAGCUACUAGGCGAGGAACACUCACACACAGCCCAAAGUUACGAUUCUCUUGGGGCCACACAACAUUCCUUAGGUGAUCAUACAUCAGCUCAUCAGUCUAAACAGCGAGCCCUUGACCUUAGAAGGAAGUUGUUUUGCGAGGAACACUUAGACACAGCUCAAAGUCACCAUUACCUCGGCGUAACGGAACAUUCCUUAGGUGAUCAUUCAUUAGCCCUUCAGUCUAAACAGCGAGCCCUGGAUAUCAGACGGAAGUUGCUUGGCGAGGAACACUCAGACACAGCCAAAAGUUACGGAGCCUUGGGAGUCACACAACAUGUCCUAGGUGAUCAUACAUCAGCCCUUCAGUCUAAACAGCGAGCCCUUUACCUUAGAAGAAAGCUGUUUGGCGAGGAACACCCAGACACAGCUCAAAGUUACCAUUCCUUGGGCGUAACGGAACAUUCCUUAGGUGAUCAUUCAUCAGCCCUUCAGUCUAAACAGCGAGCCCUGGACAUCAGACGGAAGUUACUUGGCGAGGAACACUCAGACACAGCUCAAAGUUGCCAAUCCUUGGGGGUUACACAGCAUUCCUUAGGCGAUUUUGCAUCAGCUCAGAAAUCUGAACAACGUGCCCUAGACAUUAGACACAAGUUGUUCGGCGGGGAACACUGAUACACGGGUCAAAGUUAGCAUUCUCUGAGCGUCACAAAACGUUCCUUAUCGAUUCCUUAGGUGAUUAUAUAUCAGCUUGAUAGUCUAAACAGCGUGCUCAUGAAAUCAGAAGCAAGUCGUUCGGCAAGGAACACUCGUACACAGCUCAAAGAAACGCUUCAAUGGCGAAGACAUUGGGAAAACUAGGAAAGUUGACUGUAGCUCUUUAGUCUAAACAGCGUGCCCGUGACAUUUAAAAGAAGUUAUGAACUGGAUAAUAGACUUCCGCAUCUAAGCAUAAAUAUAAGGGGCUAAUUAUUGACAGUAAAAAUAGGAUGCAAGUUUUAGAGGGCCGUGGGUCAAGGUAGGAACGAGCGAGGAGAGUGGAGCUCUUUGCAGUCUUUUGUGCUGCCAUGGACACGUUUUUUUUCUUGGACAAUUUUUAGGCGGGCUAAUUGUACUAAAUGAGUAUUUGUAUAUACAGUUUUUGAAGCAAGAAAUCGUGAGCAAUCUAUACAAGUUCACUUAGGGAUAACUGAUCAUGUUUACUUCGCUGCAACUCAGACUCAUUUGAUGAUUUCUCAUAAUGUCUAGACAAUGCUUGUGAAUAUUGGCGAGGCUUUUUGUGCAGCGUUUACUCAUGAGUGCGUUGUCAAAGUGUUCAAAUUCACGGUAAUGGAUUAUUCUGGCUAAAUGCACCUACACAACUCAUUUAGAAAAAUUUCUUUCAGCAGAGCGUAAGGUGAUGUAUUUGUUCCAUUACUAGUUAGAGACAACAAAUGCAGAGAAAAUCCCCUGUUUAUCUGAAAAACCGUUGUAGGGUUUUUUUAGAGUGUGAAAAUUAUACCAUUGAAUAUUUCUUUUUGUCAAAGCAAAAUGAAGGCAGAGAGAAACCAUCAGUCACUUUUCUCAGGUAUUUUUUUUAACAUUAAAAAAUAUGCAUUGAAGAUGACAUCGAAAGACUUUUUUCCAUCUAUUCCAAUCUAAGUAAAAUAAAAUUUGAGAAAAUAGUACAUAUAUUGUCCUUUAUUUCGUACGGUAUAGAAAAAAAAAAGGCUAAUUAGUUCAUUGUUAUUGAAUUUAAACACGGGUUUUCCAGUUUUCGAUCAAUUUCUGGAAGAGGAGUGUACUUUUGCAGUAUGUAAAUAAAAUUAGUUUUAGUUUAACUGUCUAUUUUUUUUUCAUUCCGAGUGAAUUUAAAAAAGAUGAUUGUUUUGAUGUAGAAAUUUACGUGAAGUAUAUUGGAAGGUUCUAAACGAAAUUUAGAAGCCUUAUAAACUAAUCUGGGGGUAUCAGGAUGGUGAGAGGGAGAAGGUGGUAGAGCAUCUCUAAAGACUAAGUACGAUUAAAACUCUUUCACUCCUAAGAUCUCCUUGGAAAUUCUCCUUUCUUUCUCCCAUAUGAUUCACAUGAUGUUAGUUCAAAGAAUUGGUUUUGAUUCAAUUAUUAUUAAAAACUGGAUCAUUGGAUAAUGC